Molecule: messenger RNA, 1287 nt
Organism: Trichoderma gamsii
Lineage: Eukaryota; Fungi; Ascomycota; Sordariomycetes; Hypocreales; Hypocreaceae
Exons: 1
Coding region: 1-1287 (428 amino acids)
Biological process (GO): regulation of transcription by RNA polymerase II
Molecular function (GO): DNA-binding transcription factor activity, RNA polymerase II-specific
Source: RefSeq, a predicted model, not a curated record
AUGACAUCGACGACAGCACCAUCAACAGCAGGCAUUCCUUCGUACGACGACCAUCGAAUAUCUCCUUCACGGCUCUCGCCUCCUUCUACGUCCUCAACGCCCUCCCUCACGCUACCCUCCGUCCCCAUCAUCACCUCCAUGACGAGGCAAGGAGACAGACUUUUGGAAUUUCAGCUAUGGCACCAGUACAUAAGCAGCACGUCCAAGACUUUGGUUAUGAACUCCCCUGCUAGUACGGACAUUUGGCAAAAGGACGUCCCACGCUUCGCUUUGGAGGGGAGAACGUAUCUGAUUGACGCGGUUCUCUCUGUCGCUGCGUUACACUUGCGCUUCAAGAAUCCCGAAGAUAAGGUUAUGAUUGAGGCAUCCCAUGCCUACUCUGCCUCUACCUUGGCGGAAUAUUGCCGCUCACUGAACAAGGGUAUCACCGCGGAAAAUGCCGACGCCCUGUUCCUCACUUCAUGUCUUAUCGCGUUCCAGGCCACUGCUUCUCGUCUGUUCAUCAAGGAGGAUAGCGACCUGACGGAUCCGAGCGAAUCGCACCGGCGGUAUGCAUUGCCUCUUUCUUGGUUUCAUGCUUUCCAGGGCGUCAAAACCAUCGUCGCCACAUCUUGGCAAUGGAUUCGAAACAGCGCCACACUCAAAGUGGUUAUCGACUCUCAGCCUGGCUCCAUGUUGGAUCUGAAUCCGCUUGGGCCAGAAUCCUUUUUUGGCCACCUUCUCGAUGAUCUAGACGAAGAGCUAGAGCAGGAAGAUGAGAGUAACAGAGCCGCAACCAAUCAGGGCUACUUCCAUGCUGUCUGUGUUUUAAAUUGGGCCCACAAGAAUCAGUACGCUCCCUCUGCAUUGGCACUUCCGUCAACUGUAUCACGUCGUUAUGUUGAGCUUGUUGAGGCUAAGAGACCUCGCGCGCUCGCCAUUCUGGCCUGCUUCUUUGCAUUGCUCAAGCGUAUGGAUAACGUAUGGUGGCUGGACGAUGUGGCUCGUCGAGAGGUUAUGGGCCUUGUGAGUCUAUUCGAGACUGGCUCGAAAUGGUGGAGGCAUCUUGAAUGGCCGAUCCGAAUCGCUCUAUGGGACGGAGAGGCUGAUGCCAUCCCGGCUGAUAUAUGGGGUGUGGAGCGGAAGGAGAACCCUCCUGCAGACGGAGGCGUGCUAUCCGCCGAGACGAUAUUGAAUCAUAUCGACCUUAUGGCCAAGAUGAUGGACAGUACCCAAGGGCCGCAGUCAAUAGAGUCCAUCCCCGUGGUGGGAGACUUGGAUGGCUUGGUUCCACCGCCACUCGACUAG